Tribolium castaneum (red flour beetle) is the source of this 1430-nucleotide messenger RNA. Its product is annotated as carboxypeptidase A. Gene Ontology annotation, biological process: proteolysis. The coding region runs from base 95 to 1333 and encodes 412 amino acids. The record is from RefSeq and is a predicted model, not a curated record. Gene Ontology annotation, molecular function: metallocarboxypeptidase activity; zinc ion binding. NCBI's taxonomy places the organism in Eukaryota, Metazoa, Arthropoda, Insecta, Coleoptera, Tenebrionidae. The transcript is spliced from 5 exons.
CAUCUAAAAAGUAGGCUAUGGUUAAUAUUUAUCUUACGAUACUAUUGUCUGAAAAACAAUACAGAGCAAGACGUUCUGUUACAAGUACCAAAAAAUGCGUGUUGUAAUAGUAACAUUGUUAGCCUUUUUGGGCCUUACAACUGGUACCAGUUAUGAAGGCUUUAAAGUUUAUAAAGUUUUGCCCAAAACAGAACUCCAAAAUGCAUAUUUACAAGAAUUGGAAUCAAGUCCAGAUUUCGAUUUCUGGUCAAAACUCAACAAAGUUGGUGCUCCAGUUGUGAUUAUGGUGGCACCAAAUGUCCAAAAAGCAUUCGAAAGUUAUUUAACAAGACAUGAAAUUGAGUUUGAACUAACAAUUGAAAAUGUGGAACGGACGAUCCAAGCGGAAAAAUCCUACCACACAACUCGCCAAGCUCGAAAAUCAACCGGCAUAACCUUCGACCACUACCUCCGCCACGAUGAAAUCAACGCGUACUUAACCCAACUGGCACAAACCAACCCAUCCCUUGUCACCGUUGAAACCAUUGGGCAAUCGUACCAAAACCGCUCAAUGAACCUUAUUCGCAUCUCCUCUGGCACGACAAACCCUCCAAAACCGGUCAUUUUCAUAGACGCUGGCAUACAUGCCAGAGAGUGGAUUGCUCCAGCUCUUGCCCUUUACGUCAUCAACCAAUUGGUUGAAAAUCCCGAAAAUUCAAACCUUUCAAAAGAUAUUGACUGGAUCAUCCUCCCUAGUGUUAACCCAGAUGGUUACGAAUACACCUGGACCACUAACCGUCUCUGGCGUAAAACCAUUUCACCAGGUCUAGUGUGCGACGGUUGUGACGCAAACCGCAACUUUGAUUUCCAUUGGAUGGAAUCAGGUGCUAGUAACUGGGAGUGCUCAGACACCUAUGCUGGGAAAAAAGCCUUCUCUGAGAUUGAAACGCAAAAUUUGAAAAACUAUCUCCUCAAAACGCCAAAUAUUGAAGCUUACAUAACUUUACACAGUUAUGGGCAAUACUUGUUGUACCCUUGGGGUUACAUUGAUAAGCUUUGUGAUAACUGGAAGGAGUUGGAUCAGUUGGGCCAUGACAUGGAUAAGGCGAUUAGUGCCGUUAAUGGGACUACAUAUACCAUUGGAGGGUCCACUGCAACACUGUAUGCAGCAGCUGGGGCUAGUGACGACUGGUCGAUGGGUGUGAGGAAUGUUAGUAUUGUGUACACGUGGGAGUUGCCAGGAGGUGGUACUUAUGGGUUUGAUUUGCCUCCAGAAAGGAUUGAAGGAGUUGUGAAGGAGUCGUUUGAGGGGGUUAAGGUUUUGGCUAAUUUUGUUGCCAAAAAUAGGAAAUAACCCAAUGAUAAAACUUAUCUAUGAAAAGUUGUAGAUAGGAGAUGUUUGUCAAAUGAUAAUAAACCGAUAACAAAUGUUUUAUUAUUGUAUUCACAAA